AUGGAACGACGGCGGCGAUGGACGGUCUAUCAUCGAUUGAUUCUUUGCAUUUCCGUCUUUGACUUGAUCAUGUCACUGGCGUAUUCCUUCGGGUCCAUGCCCCUCCCCCCGGAAACGGGUAUUCCUUCCGCCCGAGGCAGCUUUGCGGCGUGUACCGCCCAAGGACUCGCCAAGCAAUUUGGAGCCUUUGGAUUUGUCUACUCGGCAUGUCUAGUCAUCUAUUUCAUGCUCAUGAUUUGCUACAAUUACCGAGAAGAACAAAUUGCCGCCUAUCACGAAAAAGUCAUGCACGGCAUUACCAUCGGCUUGGCCUUUGGCACGGGCAUGGUCGGAUUGGCGUACCAAUUCUUUAACCCCCGUCGUCACGGGAUGCUGGGUAGCCGCCUAUCCACCCUUUUGGGAUGUCAAUCCAACCAUGACAUGUACGCGGGGUGCCAAUGCCGAAGUCUUUUUGCUGUGGGCCGUGACAAUACCGGCAUUCUUGGUGCUCGUGCAGAGUUUUCUGUACGCCGCCUCCUUUAUCAAUUCCGGUCUAAUACCGUGUCUGUCAUUCGGCUGGUGGAUCGUGCCAACGAAACCAAUCGACUCUUGAACGACUUGUUUUGGGUAUAUGUGCUUGCCGUGACUUUUCUGCCAUUGCAGGGGAUUUGGAAUGCCACGAUUUUUAGUCGCCCCCGGUAUCUUCAAUUUCGAAAACGGGAUCCCGACGGCAGUUGCUGGUACGCCAUGAAGCAGAGCAUUUGGAAUCCUUCCAUGGCAUUUCAAAACAGCAGCAAUCGAACAUCCGUGCGGCGAAAUUUGAGGACGUCCUCGUUCACCAAUCAACAACUUCUGCCCAAGAAAUGGAAAGAUCAUAGCAAUCAUGAUGAUUGCAACGACAGCAAUGAUGAUUGCAACGACAAUGUUGACACGCACAAUCAAUCCACUGCAACCCAAUCCCACACUGGUGAUGAUGUCAAGAAAUCGACAACAGAACAACUACAACGAGUUGCAGUUCCAUCUUGUGGUGACGACGAUGAUGUCGCGAGCGACGGGGAUUCUGACCACAGUGACAUCGUAAAAACAGAGAAGCACUGCGAGAGGGAAGAAGAAGAGUGUCAAGUCCACGGUAGGACAGGGGACACAUCGAGUGCAGAGUAG
Molecule: messenger RNA, 1140 nt
Organism: Seminavis robusta
Lineage: Eukaryota; Bacillariophyta; Bacillariophyceae; Naviculales; Naviculaceae
Source: the annotation of a GenBank genome assembly